This is a messenger RNA of Stylonychia lemnae, 1035 nucleotides long. The record is from the annotation of a GenBank genome assembly. NCBI's taxonomy places the organism in Eukaryota, Ciliophora, Spirotrichea, Sporadotrichida, Oxytrichidae.
AUGAAUUAAAACAACAUCUGCCUAUUUGCUGCAGGCACAAUGGAGAGUGGACCGUUUUUGACUUAGUUCCUUGAAGAGAAUGGAGUCGAAGAAGCAUACUUCAAGAACAUUGAUUGGACUUACUAAAAAGAUGCCUUGAUGAGAGCUUCAAAUAUCAAUGAAGUUAAAAUUCCAAAGGUCAUACACUAUGUUUGGUUUACAAACCCACUCAAGGAAAGAGAAAUGACUGAUGUUGCUCGCAACAUUGAGGAGGUCGAGACUAGUGUAGCUGCUCUUAAUUAGCACGGUUUCUCCUACAAUCUCUGGGUUAAUGGUGAGGCUAAGCUGAAUAAAACAAGAGAAUGGGCUGAGUCUCUAGGUAUGAAAAUCAGAGACAUAGAGGAGCUUCGUGGUGAUGAUGCAUUGGCAAAUCAAGCACUUGAUGUAGCUAAAGAGUAUAUUGCUGACAAGCAGUUUGCUGCUGCAGCAGAUGUCACUAGAGUAAUAAUUGUACACAAACAAGGAGGUGUCUACAUAGAUGGAGAUUAAGUCGUGUGGUAAUAUGAUCCUAUACUCAACAAUUUGGACUUUUUCAUGUACGCCCAUCCAUACUCUGGAGUAUAUAUGAUAGAGAAUUCAAUGAUUGCCUCCACUCCUAAUAACGCUAUUCUCCGAAACUUACUUGAGGAUAUCGUGGAUAGAAAAAUCAACAAGAAGAAAGUCUUUGAAUCAGAAUGCCUUAAUAGAUCCUUCUACACUGCCUUAGCUGAGACAGGCCCAAUCAGACUAACAUUUGCCUACAAUAAAGCAUUGGAAGAAGGUUUUAUGGAAAACAAAUCAUAUAUCAUCUUGCAUGAUAAACUUAAAAAUGAUGAUUGUAAUCAAGAGUCUCAUGAUUAUGAGUAUUGCUCAAAGCUAGACAGGAACACACCCUUACCACAUGAUUAAAAUUAUGAUUUAAAGUUCAUUACUAGGCAUUUCGGUGCUGGAACAUGGUUCGACUUUAAGAAAGAUCUUAAAAACAUUGGUAGACUUAGAGAUAUUGCUGAGAAUUGA